AUGCGGCGGGCGCGGCCCGCGCUGCCGCUGCUGCUGCUGCUGCUCGCGGGGCCCCUGCCCGCGGGGACGGCCCCCACAGACCCUGUGGACGAGUGUCAGCAGCAGCUGGCGGUGGCCCGGAGCGUGGUGUCCUGGAUCGUGGGGGGCCACGAGGCCCCGGAGGGCGCGUGGCCGUGGGUGGUGAGCCUGCAGGUGCUGCGCGGCGGCGUCCGCUUCGUGCACCUGUGCGGCGGCGUGCUGCUGGGUCGGAGAGCCGUGCUGACCGCCGGCCACUGCGUGGAUGGCAGGACGGAUCCGUGUUCCUGGCGAGCCGUCCUGGGCGUGCACAACCUGCACAAGCACAGCCGGCACACGGCCAGGAGGAGGAUCAGGAGGAUCAUCGUGCACUCGGAGUUCAGGAGGGAAACCUUCGAGAACGACGUGGCCGUGUUCGAGCUGAGGUCGGCCGUGCGCUACAGCCUCUUCAUCCAGCCCGUGUGCCUGGCCCCGGCCGCCCUGGUGGAGCCCCUGGAGAACAGCUCCGACUGCUACAUCAGCGGCUGGGGACGCACCAGCGAGAAGGGUAAAAUCUCACCUGUGCUAAAAGAAGCCCACGUGGCAAUCCUCCCUUCCAGCCUGUGCAACAGCUCUGCAGGCUACGCAGGGCUCAUGAACGACAAAGCGCUCUGCGCCGGCGCCUGGGCCGGAGGCACCGACACCUGCCAGGGCGACAGCGGGGGCCCCUUGGUGUGUUACCACCCUGACACUGACAAGUAUUACCUGAUUGGCAUCGCCAGCUUCGGGGUGGGCUGCGGCCGCCCCCGCUACCCCGGCAUCUACGUGCGCCUGUCCCAGUACAGAAAAUGGAUCAAAGCAAAACUCCUGCUGAUUAACAAGGCUUGGAACCCCCUGAGCACCCCACUCACCGUGCUCCUGGCCCUGGGGCACACAGUGCUCACGCAGAUUCUGUAGAGGGGAAUCCAGCGUGUCGUCCUCGUGGAGGUCUGUCCUGCCUGGAAAAGCUUGGAGAAACCAGCUCGCUCCUGACAAUAAAUCCAAGAACCAAAGGAUGUGCACUUA
This is a messenger RNA of Melospiza melodia melodia, 1059 nucleotides long. It is a transcript of the gene TMPRSS12, whose product is annotated as transmembrane serine protease 12. The transcript has 5 exons. Gene Ontology annotation, molecular function: serine-type endopeptidase activity. NCBI's taxonomy places the organism in Eukaryota, Metazoa, Chordata, Aves, Passeriformes, Passerellidae. The record is from RefSeq and is a predicted model, not a curated record. Gene Ontology annotation, biological process: proteolysis. The coding region runs from base 1 to 951 and encodes 316 amino acids.